Messenger RNA from Acaulospora morrowiae, 711 nucleotides. The record is from the annotation of a GenBank genome assembly. Lineage: Eukaryota; Fungi; Glomeromycota; Glomeromycetes; Diversisporales; Acaulosporaceae.
AUGUCUAGUCUAUGUUCCGCCACGCCAGUUAAAAUUUCUCGGUUGUCGACAACCAGCUUCGCAAGACGACGGAUCAUAAAUCCCCUUUCUAUAUCCCUAUGCCUUCGCAGAACUUACGUUUACGUUUUGCAAAGACCAAAGAAUCUCAUAAGCUUAGGGACUUUAAAAGAUAAUGCAAAAGCAACCAAAGAGAGUUUUUACUACUACAGCGUAAACGUGUUAGCUGUAGACCUGCCUCGGGCCAGGGUAAAACUUGCGGUCGAGGUCAGAAAGGUAAAAAAGCUAGAGGUAAAUAAUUCGAAAGUCUGGGCACCCUUGAAUCUCGAUCGACUUCAGCAUUGGAUCAAUAUCGGUAGAAUUGACCCCACAAAGCCAAUUACCAUGAGAGAACUUUUAGAUUCAAGAUGUGUACACGGGGUUAAAGACGGUGUCAAGUUAUUGUCAGAAGGAGCACAACAUUUUACAACACCCGUUACGAUUGAAGUAGCUCGUGCCUCUCGAUCAGCAAUCAAAGCAAUAGAGAAGGUCGGCGGAGAUGUCACCUGUAGGUAUUUUAAUAGGCUUUCAUUGAGAGCUACUCUAAUGCCCGAGAAAUUCUGGAAGAUCCCUAAGUUCGCUGACCCCGUAAAGGCAAAGGAUAAAGAAUGGUAUUCCAACACCAAAAAUAGCGGUUACUUGGCGAAGAGACUUCUUGAAGUCACAAACUCAUAA